This is a messenger RNA of Porites evermanni, 13062 nucleotides long. Lineage: Eukaryota; Metazoa; Cnidaria; Anthozoa; Scleractinia; Poritidae. The record is from the annotation of a GenBank genome assembly.
UGAAGACUAGACGUGAUCUUGGGUUAAACAACACAACUGGCAAUAACUUAUCAUGGCCAGACGUUUUCCUGUAAUUCGUAUAACAGAAGGCGAAUGGACAUCAGUAAAAUUCUGGAGGCUUUUGGGCGUGAACAUUCCAUGUUUUUUCACCAACGAUCCAGCAUUUUUAGCCGACUACAUUGCCAAUUUCGAGACGCGGCUAGAUGAUGUUUUUGUGGUUUCAUAUCCUAAGUCAGGUUUGUGCAUCGUUAUCAUCAAUCCAUACACAGGGGCAAUUUGGGGUGUUCGAUCGAGCUAGCGUUGUUACGGUAGCCUGCUUAAGCUAUCCUCCUUUUUGUUUUUUGGCAUUUUCAAAAAAAGAAAAAGUAGCGACGUCGUUAAACCAUUUUUCACUUGAAAUAAUUAUUUUAAUCUGAAAAUGAUUAUAUUAACAACAAAGAGAAAAACAGGAACAUUUUUUACACGAUACUGUGCAUUUCGUUAAUCCAAGAAUGUUCAUCUUCACUUUUAACGUCAUCCUGGGGUACCAGGGCCUCCUAAUCCGAUAUACUCCUUGUGAUUUUUUUUAGGUUUUUUUUUUUUUUUUUUCCAAUACGACCAACCGACCAACAUCAGGAAACGCAUUCGACGCUAAACGAAAGAAAACGGGGAUUCCUUACCUAGGGGUUUCUUGGGUGUGAUUUUCGUUUUUGGCGGACGCGUGCGAGGCCAAAUGAAAACCUUCGCCCCCUCCUCUUCAAGCUCGGUUCAGGAGCACGCUUCUAGAAAGUCCCCGAUAUCUUUUCGGGUUUGAAAUCAAAUAUUCAAUUUAAAAUCUAAAGAAUAAGAACGUGGCUUCUAGUUAACAAGACAACAACAGGUUUCCGGGCCAGUUAAUUGUCGGGACUUUGAAGAAAGGGACUUCAGCUCUCGAUCGAGCAGCCGUAUCUCUUACUUUACGAACAACAAAACCAGUCAGUUUUCUGACAGUUUUCUUUGUCGCUAAGAAACCCGGGGGAAGUAUUCCGGUCCUGGGAAUUCUUGGUGGGGCUGUGCCGCCCGGUUCUCCAAAUCCUGACUCUAUUGUCAACGGUCUCACUGUAACAUAUAUAUAUAUGGUUAAUUGUUCUCCUAAAACCGAUUUUUACAAUCUGUGCCGUAAGGUUCUUCGCCUUAUGGCUCACGCUCAGCAACCUACCAUUCAGAGGCCAAGGGCUGACCAAGACGCCAUGCUGCUCAAGCAGUUGUCCCGCAAGUUGAGCCUCCACCGAUGGCAGAACCUCAGGGACACCCAACGACAAUUUUCGGGAAAAUAUCUGUUCGGAAGACGAUUUGAGAUCUAGAAUUUUCGGAACAUUUGUUGUAAAAUUUCUUGCUUGCCGGCCUCUCCUAUCAUUUUCGAACAUCUAAAAAAUGGUAUAAUUACCUAUUUUUAACGGAUUUUUACCCUAAAAAGGUCACCUAGAAUUUUCAGAAGCCUUUUUUCUGGCUGAAAUUUUCGAAAAGGUAAGUUUUGAUCCCUAUAAUUUUCGGAUCACUCAGACUUUCAGCUAGGAAAUCCGAACAGAUGAAAAAUUGUUAGGGGAUAAAGAUAUGCCUUUAUCUACCGUUCAAAUACUAAAAUACGUUUAACAAUGCUAUGUUUAAGUGGUUUUGAACUAUAUUCUCGUUGGGUGCCCCUGGAACCUGCUCCAUUACCGGAGGAGAAUUCAAAUCCUCCACCCAAACAACUUUAUCUUGUCUUACUGUGUUCCUUGUUUGGGUUUUUCCCGUUUUGUUCGCUUGCGUCAUUGAGAUUCCAGUUUUUUAUUUAGUUUAUACGCGUCUAUGCUGGGUUUUUCCUUUUUCUUUCCCAGCUUCGUUUAUUAUGCAAUUACAACAGCAAGUGGUAACGUUGCGAGUAUGCGCGAGCCGCUGGACGGAAGUUUGUGGUGGUAUUGGAUCGCAGCGAAUGCAGCAAAGAAAAAUGGCGCCUCUUUUAAAAAUUACCAUCGUCUUAGUCAUCUGUUCUAUCUUUGUGGAGUGCAGAUAAGACAAAGUCUUCUUUGUAAUAUGCGAGAUUGGUCUCAAGGCUAAUAAGUCGCAGAUCAUUCACAAUUUUGCGCGGUUUGUGGUCCAUGAGUGAUUAUUGUUUCGUGUUUUGGCUUGCGCGCGGACACGUCGAUGGGGUUCUGUGUAACAGCUGCAAAACUCCUCUAUUAAACACUGGAUAACUGGGAAAAAAUCUCUUCAUGUAAGUUGUGACCGAGUACAAAACGUCCGACGCUUACGAUUUGAAUAAAACGCUGUGAAAAAAAAUUCUAAAUGCUAGUCUGUUUAUAUAGUCAUAACUGCAGUUCUUGCGACAAUCCCCUUGCAAUAAUACGAUUUCACGUCAGUUAUGGUUCAGGAACGCCCUGUUUUUCAGAGAUGUGCAACCUUAGUGCAGUGAUUCUGCCAGUGAUUACUUUUCAGAGAUACCCCAUCCUAACCACCAGUGGCCAAAGCAGGUGCAGUGCCCUAAUUCUGCGACUGAUAAAAUUUCAAAGAUAUCCCACCCAGGGCUAUGAAAUUGUAUGUUUCCUUUCUUGACUAGAUGAUAUAAAACUGAAGACCCAAACUCAAGAAAUGACAUCUAUUAAAUCUAUAUGAUGCCUUAACUUAUUCAGGGGUGUAGGCAGAAUUUUGUAAUAUGGAGGCUCUUGACUCCAAGAUGCCCCUUAUACUUCUAAAAUAAAGAAUUAGAUGAGCCAAAACAGGAGUGUGGUACAAGAUGUUUCAUAUUGCAGAUGUGUUUUAUUGAGGUAACCCUAACCAUGAAAAAUCCUUCCCUUUACUCCCCACACUUCUACAUACUAGAAAAUUGCAAAUAUGCACACAACAGUGAAAAUACUUAAAACAGUAAAGAUCAUAGUUAUAUCUAAAACUGCAUUUUCUCUCUGAGACAUUGAAGUGAAUUUUCUGCUUCUGAUACUUCCAUGCUUGCACUCAUUUUUGCUUUUCAUAAAUUUGUUGUUGGUAUUUUCUACUGCACAUGUGUUAAUUAUUUAAGAUAUAACUAAUAAGGCCUAGCUCAAUUGACUAGCCCAUAUCUGGGCUAAGAUUAAAAAAUUGAAAAUGAGAGAAAAUUAGCUCUAACUUUUCCUUUUCAUUCAAUUUCAACAUGAGGAGAACAUAAGGAUCUUAAAGCCUGAUAUUUAUAAAGUCUGACUUUAUGGUAGCUUCAAGUGAGCCAAUGUAUGACUCAUUAAAAUUAAAGCUUGUCUGUGUGUCUUCUGGGGCACCAAGGCUAUUUGACGCAGUUCAGGAUGGAGUGACAGACCCUUCACAUUCUGCAGGCAUCAUAAGGUAAAAUAGAAUACGGAUAGUCGCCAUUUUGUACCAGCUCUGCUAUGGCUUGAGUGAAAAGUGCGACUGGUUUAAAUGUGACAAUGCAGUCGUCCUCAAUGACUAUCACCUGAACCAACAAGGUUUAGUGCUGAGCAUCUCAUAGGGAGCUCCUGCAACAGGAAAAAGGCAAAUGAAAUUUUUCAUGCGACACCAGGAGCAUCAAUGAGAUUGUUUCAGGGGCAAUUUUACAUAAAUUGCAACUUGUGCAGCCUAUGAUAUAUGACUAUAUACGCUACUACAGUGUAUACACAGCCAAACCGACACUGGCAAGCCAAGUGCUCCUAAAUUCAUGUGCACAAACACUGAAUAUAUGAGACCCAGAGUAUCAAAAGAUCUAUUUCUAUUGGAGAGUGAAAAGUUACCCCUAUGGCAUUUAGUUGUUGCCCACAACUAGCGAUACCCCUUUAGAUAUUUUUUCAGGAUUUCUCAAGUGUCAUGGAUAGGAAUUUUUAUUCAAAGAGGAAAGAAAUCUUUUGGAUAGAAAAGGAAUAAUAACAUUUAUGAUUUUUGUAAGCGUACAAAUACAUUGUAUGUGAUGAAGCUAAUUCUUAUGUGGAUGCCAAUGUAAGGAAUCAAAUACAGGGAUUUCAUGUCCAGUGUUGUCUGUACUUCAAACAGAAAUGGCAGUCCAGCAAGUGCAAAGGUGAACAAGGGCAAGAAUUGUUUUGCGCUUGAACUUGUGCUAGUGUCAAAGUGGGAGUAACAUUGUAAUGGUCAUAUGAAAAUGCAUUAAAUCUACACUUAUUAAAUCACUUUUAUAGUAGGGCAGGGAAAAGAAUGCACAUAUGUGUAUUUUCAUAUUUUAUACUGAUUUCAGUUAUGUUUCAUGACAUUAAGUAAACAUUUUAAGCAUAACAUUACAAUUCUUUCAGGCGCCAAUUUUGUGUGUGUAAACAAAUCAUCAUUGAAUAAUUAUCAGAAUAAAAUAAUCUUCCAAAUGGUGAGGGUUCUUGUCAGUGAAUCUGAGAGCUUACAGUGCAUGAUUAUUAAAAUGCACAUUCAUCAGUGUUCCCCCCCUUGGAUGCAAAAUCAAACAUUCAAGAAUGAAAGAGUGUUCCGAAACAAUGCUCUUACAAAUAAGUUUUGUUGGGAUAUACUUUUACAUGUUAACGAAAAAUCUAAAAACAAGGUUGAAAAGGACAAGAAAAAUUUGUCCAUCUUUAACGAAGUUUUAGCAAAUAAUAUUUCACAAUCCACCGCCUCGAUCUCCUAAUCUCUGAGAAUAAGUAAUCGCCAUAGAGCACCAAUGUAAACCAGAAAAGCAAAUUCUUGAAAAUGGAAGGAAACAUCCGACUAUGGCCUUACUUGUAAGAGUAGGAAAUUUGCUUGUUGAUUUCAUGCCGCUAAAUAGUAUCAAAAUACUUGAACUUCCCCCCUUUGAAUUAACCAUUAAAAGUGAAAAUACAGAGUGACCGAAAGAGAAGUUUAACCUGUUUAGUCGCUUGUGUGGGAUGUAUCACUGGAUCUCGCUGUACGGUCAGGGUCAAAUACUACAAAAAUACCAGGGUCACAUAAAUUACGUUGAAUUCAGGCUGCUAUAAUUCCUCGCGAAGCGCCGAGCCGCGAGGUUUAUAAUCUCGUCGCGCGCGAAGCGCGCGUGUAUCACUCAAGCAUCGCAAGGCCAGCGUGAUUUCCUCUUGGCUAUAAAUCUAUCGAGUUUGGUUGGUGUCCGCCUUGACGUCAUCCAGUAGUGACGUCAAAGUGCACUAUGGGUUUCCAGGCAACCGAUUGCCAUCGACGACAAAGCUCUUGGUUUUCUUCUUGAAGACGGGUUUUUUCAUCUGUGAAUUAUAACAAUGUUUACGGUCGGUGAGUCACCACCCAGUAUCUCAGGUAAAUAAAACAGAACAUCAAACUCAACAACGGUGGAUUCAACAAGUGGCUGGAAAUCCUCGCUGGGAAAGAUUUACAAGCAAAACUCCGCAAGAGCAAGGACGUCAACUUUAAAUUCAGCGCGAGUAACCGCACAUCGAAGGCAAACACUGUCAACUGGAGACAGAGGUUAUACAGCGACCACGAAUAUGUAAAGAGUUAGCAACAAAAUACUACAGUUACACUGCAAAAGAAGCCGACGAAGAGAGGGAACACCGACUGCCGACGUUUCAGUAUUCGGUCAAUAGAGUUCGCAAGGAGAGGCAAGUUUACAGUCAAAAUUAUCUUCGAUGCAACGAUAGGAAGCAAGAAUUACACGAUUUGUAAAAUCGACAUGAGGAGUAUCUUUGCAACGGACUGAGGACAGCCGAUCAGCCUUUUCACCGUUUUACAGUAAGCUUUAUUUUACAAUGAACAGUUUACAACACCGAUAAUGUGUGACAUGUGGGGAAGCAUUACAUUUUGUAAACAAAAUCCUUACUGGGCUAAAUUUUUCCUUUAAGCUUACAAUUUUCAUUCAAUUUCCUUCACAAGUAAAAUAAAUGUAUGUAUAGCAGACUUAUACAUAAACCCAGCGGUGUUUUUUAAGUCAAACAUGACAAAAAUUUGUUAUUGCUGGCCCCCUUUAUUUUUGUUCCUAUAUUAUUCGAAAAUAACAUCAGUAUUUCGGAUAUCCUCAGAAUGUUAGUGUGUGACAUGGUUGCCAUGCCAGGAACGUUAAUUCCUUUCGCUGUUAGGGAAAAUUUAACAGGUCACUCAUAAAAUUUUACUCUUUCAAAGAAGUCAGACAGAGGUGACAUAUUCACAGAAAUAAAACAUUUGUUCCAUUGGCAGAUGAAGGUUGUUUCAAGAAAUUAAACGACAUGCAAGCAGAUAUUUAUGUAGGGUUUUCCAUAAGAUCAAUCCAUCCUGUACUUAGCUUUACAUUCACCAGAAAUGUGUGUAAUACAGAGAAAGUGUUCAUUUGCCUCAUCUCAGUCUGGGAAAUUAAAAAUCUAUGGCUCUGGCACUGUCUCAACAAGCUCAUGCAUGUUUAGAAUUGAGACCAAUGGAGAAACUGAUGACCUUCAACAUAACUUCUUUGUGGACAUUUCAUACAAAUUCACUCUUGCAUAGGGAUUUGUUUCUUAUGCAUGUACACGAAUAACUAUGAACACUUGCCUAACUGGUAAAAAAUUAGUACUUUUUACAUGGAUUCAGUUCUUUAAGGUGAAUGCCCACACAUACAAUAAUCAUAAAUCAUGAUCACUUUAGUAAUUCUCAUGAACUGCAUCCUUAAUGACAUUGCUACUUGUAAUUUUCUAUUUCAGUGAUUAUGUUUGCACUUUACUGUUACAAACAAUAGUUGUCAAGUCAAGUAUGAUUAUGUACCAAAAAAAGUGCAAACACUUUUAUAGCUGUAGUUCGCUGAACAAUAAUUUUUUUCUCCGAUUAGCAGCAUUUAGUUGUUGUUUUCACUGCAGCAUUAUCUCCUAGAAUUGCCAUCCACUCACCUCUACUGACACAUUUUACAAAUAAUUAUUGCCCUUAAGGGUGAGCUUUUAUUAAGCAAAUGCAACUGAAUACUAGCACUAUCACCCCCAUUUCCUUUUGACCAUAAUUACACACAUUUAGGAGGGUCAAAUGGAGUGAACAUUGGGGGAUGGGACCUAUGCAGCAUUCGCUAACAACAGCAUCCCCAUUAAAAUCUCAGAAGAUUCUUUUUAAAGCUAGAGCACUAGGUUCAAAUUUAAUCCACAGGGGAUUAAGUGCAUCUCAGCUUCCAAUAUUAGAUCCACCCUCCCCAGUUACAUGAUUUACUUCAUUUCUCUCCUGUCCUCCCACCCCUUAUGGGCUCCCCCCCCCCCGAGCUUCGCGAGGUUCUGCGAUACACGUAUUUCUAGUUUUAACACAUAACAUUCGAUGAUGCUACUCCACAUUUCACAAAGUAAAUCAAGGGGUAUAUCUUACCUAAAUGUUAGGCAGCUCUGCAGAUCGUGGCAAUAACCCAGAAAUCCGUGACCGCUUGAAUGUCAACAAAUCAACAUAUCACAACAAACGACCUCGUGAACGCUUUAUGUGCUUCAUCAGAGGAGCCAAAUGGACGAAAAUUAACCACCUAAAUGGUCCUUCUCCCAUACAUGACACUUCAACAUGGCUUAGCCAAAGUAUCCAAUCUAUAAGACAUGUCUGUUGUCGAUUGGGUAUGCAAAAAAAUCUCCCUUGAAAGUGCUUCCGAACGGCUUUCGGCCAUUACGAUUUCCCGUCAACAAGUGCUUCCCAGCAAGUUUGACGCAUGCGUAAACGUUGCCACUUGCUGUUACGCCUUACAGAUUCAUUUCGGCAUCUGAUGCUGCGUUAUUUUCACGUGCAUUUCGCACAUUGUAGCCUUUUUUUUUCCGCUCGCCCUUCGAUUUUCUGUCGGUUAUAGUUUAUUUUAUUAAUCUUGUCUCACUGCCGUUUUACUCUCGGGUUUUUAUAUAAUUUUCUGGUUACCACUUGGUCCCGUUUUUUGCUUAUAAAGCUUUAAUUUUUCGCGGGUUAAUAGAAAGUCCCACUCUCGAAUAAUUGUGUGGCAGAUUGUCAACAACGUUCAGUGGCAGAAGGUUUCGUAAAAUAAGCAUAGGUGUCGCGGCUCGUGAAGAAGGGAGAUCGCGUCCAAACUAAUUGAAUAACAUGCUAUGUGUCUUUCUAACGGCUAUGGCAUUCAUGCGAACACUUGUUACCAAGUGCGCGGUUGUAAUAAGCGGAGCGGUGGAGGUUGCCUUCCCGCCACAAGGAAGGUUGUGGUUGCCAUCUUCUAUCUUCGGCCAUCUCAAAGGGUAGGUUCAUAUUAAUCGAAAAUAAAAUCCAGUAGCAUGCAUAAGGUUGGUGGUGUUAGAAGCACUAUGAUGAGCUUUGGUUUUUGUAUUUUUAUCACUGGUUUAAUAUGUAUAGGGACUACAUGGGUACAAGGAAUUGUUUGGCAAAUCUACUGCUAACUCAAAAGUUAGCUCAAGUAGGUGGUGGUGGUGGGAAUAUCAUUAUUUUCAUUCAGAAGCACUCUGUUGAGCUUCAGUUUAACGUUAUUGUAUUUUUAUAACUGGCUUAAUAUCUAGGGACCACAUGGGUACAAGAAAUUGUUUGGCAAAUUUGCAACAAAGGAGCAAUCAGCAGUGAGAAGCUAACACUUCGAUCUCCAUUUCUGGAAGCUUCCAGCAGCAACACUGGCCAACCGGUCCUAGAAACACUUUCAAGUCCUCGUCUGAUUAAGUCCCACCUACCUUACAGCACUAUUCCGAGACGUGCAAACAAAGAUGCUCAAUGUAAAUACAUUUACGUUGCUCGGAACCCAAAGGAUGUGGCAGUGUCACAUUUUCAUUUUGAGGAGAAAAUGAAAGAGUCUGGCAACGGUUACAACGGACCUUGGGACUUUUACAGCAAGUUGUUUAUUGAGGGAAAUGGUAAGACCUUUCUCUUAAAAUAAUACAUUUUACAAGUUUCAGUAAGUAUUGCCGGAUUUCUUGACACAAAAAUAAAGAAUUCACGUCCCUAAACUGAAGCCAGACAGUAAGAUUUUCAUAUGCCGAACGUUUAAUUGCCCCAAAGGAAAAUACUGUAAUUAAAAAUAAUUUAGUUCUAAAAUAAAUACUCUUUUAUUAGUAAUAACACUAGUUACUCAAGGGAGUGCAUGUGAUUACAACUGCCGUAAUUGCAGACCAAUAGGCCAUUUGCUUAAUGACGUCAUUUAACCACUACGACCAGAAUCCUUCAGGGUCUCGCUUUCUUGUGCAAAUCAGGGCUUUUGUUAUUUAAACCUAGCUGGGAUUAACAAUUUUUUGAAAAACAUGAAAGAAAAAACGAAAAUCAUUCUGGUGGUAGUAGUAAAAUGACGCCAUCGUGCAAAUGGCCUUUUUAGCUUGAGGAAGCAGCUGACAUUUCGCGAAGUCACUGCUGGUUUCCCAGAUUUAAAAUCUGGGUAGUGCUUCUGAUUGGUCGUGCCACAAAUGAAAUUUGCUUCCACCAAUCAGAAACACUACUCAGAUCUGGAUAGUGUCUGUGUCAUGUCAUCAAUAUGGAAUUUUUUACAGUCGUUCCUCAGACAACAUUUCGUGGGAAAACCAAUGAUUACAUCGCGAAAUGUUAAGUCAUUUGGGUAUUUUGAUUAAAGAAAGAAAAAACUGUUAGUCGGAGUCAGUUCUACUUAUACCUAUCUCUAGUUUGCUUAUUUUAGAAAUUCUUGAAGAACGAGUAAAGUCCUGAGUAGUUAUAGGGAGCUUAGGCAAUCACGACAACGACGACGUCAAAAAACAAUCGGUUUCAUGAGCAAAACAACAGGUCUGCACGACCAUCAUGCUUUUUAGUACAUUUUUCGGACGUUCAAUGCACGACUACGACGUAAUAGAGGACGUGAACAUUACGCAACGAAUUUUUCUUUCUACUUUUUAAAGCUGAAUAGAGUCCUAAGAAUUCAAUUCCAGGAAAGAUCGCCUACAUUUGACAAAUUGAGCCGGUCCAAAUAGACGUGAUACGUUUUGUAAGGAUGAAUUUUUUUUUUCGGCGACGUUUUCACUCCCUCCGCCGUCGUCGUUGAUAGGGAGUUUAAGAACCGACGUUUUUUGAGCAUCGCACGUCGAUCGGAAGUGGAAUUUUUGCACUCUUGAGACGUGAAUUUGAAUAAAUUUUUGGGCAGAUCGGCUCCAUAAGAGCCAAGACACUUAUCAAUACAAAUUUAGCAUCGUCAAGGUAUAUUAAAAGAGAAAAAGGCUCACUUCCGAUGACGCGCACCUGCGUCGCUUAAAGGGUUGCUGCUUAGCACUCGGACGUACGUGCAAACUCAAAACCCCACCGUAGUGCAAUGAGGGUGGUUGGAGCCUCUUCCAAGCGUUUUCGUUAAGUUUCAAAGCUUUGAAAAGGUUUUACCCGUAAUAGAUAGCCUGUUAUGUCGUCUACAAGAUUAUGCUAAUAUCCAAAUGAGGCUGGUGACAGCAUCCAACAUGGCGGACGUUUUUAGAUUUAUUCAUUUUUGCCAUUAUAUUUGUCACUUUUACCCGAAAAGUUUAAGUUUUACACGGUAAAUAGACUUUUUAAGAGCCUUGCGUAAAAAGAUGCUUUAAUACAUUAUUACUAGGUAUGCUUUUUUAAAAUUGUGCAAGUUUAUUUUUUUGCAUAAUUCGUCAUCAUGACCAUAAUUUUCACCUAUUUUCCGAAAAAAAAAACACUGCUAGCAUAAUUUGCACUUUUUGCUUGUUUUACAGCACCAAAUUGUCAUUUACUAGUCGUGCAACCAUUUUUUUUUUUGGCCCGAGAUCAUUGUGACGGGCAAAUUGAUGUAACAAGGUCAAUUUUUUUGUCAGCUUAUAUUGUCCUUGGUCCGACAAGAAGUGUAUGACCAACUGUCUUAAAUCUCAACAGGAUUUUAUCAAAAACAAACAAACUUGAUGUAUAAAGUCAGCUAUUUGGCAAGAGCACAGGGUAAAGCCAAAAGACAUACUGCGCAUGUCCCUAGUGUUACUUAGCAACCAGGAAAUAUUACUGCGCAAUAUCAACACACAACACAUGCGCAUAACUAACCCGCUUACCCAAGGUGGCGUCUGCGUGCUGGUUGUUAAUUGUUUGUGUUUCUGUAGUUGUCAGACAAUGAAUUAUCCUUUCUUAAGUUUCUAGAAGUAAAUUUUUCGGGUAAAUGUGUUUGCCAUGUUUGUUGAAUAGUUAUUAAGGUAUUUACCUAAUUUAAAAUUUAGAGUAAUUGAAGAUCGUAGAUUUUUUUCCCAACCAGUUUUAAAGAUUGAUCACUAAAACUCGUCGACCACACGAAUACAGAGUGUACGAAUCUUUUGCUCUUGUUUUCAGACUCUCAACGCUAAUCGCUUUCCCAGGAGCUUUCCCUAGGGUUAGGGCUAGGAUUAUGGUUAGGCCUGAGGUUAAGGUUACAUCUAAGAUCGAAGAGUUUUAAUUUAUCCUUACCAGUUUUAAAGAAUCCGACCGUAGAAGUCUUUGACGACACGCCUGGGUUCGCACUUUUAACGAUAGUCGUUCUCCCAAGAGCUUACCCUAGCCCUUACUCUAGGCCUAACGCUCAAGCUAGGGUUAGGGUAAGCUCCUGGGAAAACUUCUUCUGGGUGAGAAUAUUGCUCCGAAAACUUGCAAUAUUACAUUUUCAUACGUGCAAAAUUUUGCACCACUCCUUACUUGGUAUUUACUAUCUCGUAUAUCUAUGAGCCGAUUUUCACCAAAUUCACAGCAAAUAAUCUCAAAGAUAAACGAAAAGCUACUGGAAUGGACAAGCAAACCUUCAACCUAAAAUCUAAUUGAUAAAUUCGAGUAGUAGAGGGUAGCAUCCACACCCCUUCUCUCUUAUUUGUCCAAGGGCGGCGGUAGUACUACUUAUACAUGUAUUUAAAUGAAAAUGAUGUAAAACUAAACUUGAACUUUACGUAAAUUAACUUUCUGUCCUCACGUUUUAUUCUGUGCAGUUUGUUUUGGCCAUUGGAAUGAUCAUGUUCUUAAUUGGUGGAAACAUAAGGAUGAUCCUAAUGUCCUGUUUCUCAAAUAUGAAGAUUUACACAAGGUAAAGCUGCAGUUUAACUAACAUGUAUGUCUCUAAGUUUCCUUCGAUGAUCAUUUUAUUAAUGGUCAUAAACUUUUUUGAUGAUGUAUGGAUGUUGGUACGAGGAAAAAGAUGUUGUUUAGGCGAUUUUCCUUGACUUGCACGUUAAACAUGUUCAUGCAAAUGGCAAAAUUUGAGAAUUAUUUUCUUUGACACUGGGAUGAGAAAACAUAAAAACAUGUUAAGUUUUCCCAUGUAUAUUAAGAUCAAGUUUUUCCUUGACAACUCAAAAUUAAUCGUGAUGAUGCGGUGAAUGCAGCCGCUCUUUUUAUAUCCAUCAUUUCCCGUUUAUUUUACCGGGCGACGUUCUUCUGCUCCUUCUUUCAGUAAAAUUAGUCGUAUCGAGUUAAACCCCCAAAACACAUUGCAUCUAUCUCUACAUCUGCAUAUAUAAAAUACAAAAUCCGUAUGGGAACAUGUCGCAAGUUUCCGAAAAAUAAAUAAGUAAUCAAAAACAGAGAGUAAAAAGCCAGCGGAGGCAGCCAGAUUAAGUGAAAAACAGCAUUUGCAGCAAGCUCAAAAUUGUCAGUCGAAUCAAUGUUUUAAAAUAUUAGGUGGCGGAGACAGAGUUUAAUUGUUCUUGGCCAAAAUCUGAACUUGUAAGCAUCACAUGGAGCCCGGUUUAAUUGGACAGGAAUGAAUUUAAGCGAAUGGGAUUGAAAUUUCGGAUCGGCGAACUGGACUCCUGUUGGACGGUAGACGGAAUGGUGAUCGCAGCUGCAGAUAUUCCGAAAACAAUGGUUCGGUAUAGUUUAAAAUCAAUUUGCUACUUUAUUUUGAUUUACAAAGAGCACAUCUCCUACCUUUGAUAGCCAAGUUAGUAAUGAAAGGGGAGUUGAAAAUAUUGGGCUGUCCAACCCAUGCCAUGCCAAAACAAUAAAAAAAACACAGCCUCCUUAAUCCUGUUCGAUGAAGUGUACUGUCUCCCCCAUAAUGACUGUUAGGAAAGCGAUGGUAUAUCUAUAUAUAGCUAGUACAGGAUUCAUUCCUUCCAGGAUCUCCAGUACCAUGUUCGAGUGAUAGCUGAUUUCCUACACAAGCCACUGUCGGAUGAACUUAUCAGUCGUAUUGCAGCGCAGUGCACUUUCCAGGGAAUGAAGGCAAAUGAAAUCAGUUACAAGAUAAGGGACGAACAAGAGAGUUCGCCGUGGCUACGAAAGGGCGUGGUCGGAGGCUGGAAGAGUUACUUCACUACAGAGCUGAAUGAGAGAUUUCAAAAAGAAGUGUUGGCAAAACUGGAAGGAUCUGGAUUAGAGUUUGACUUUGAGAUAUAG